AUGAAGGUAUGUUGCCGUCCGUCUGCUUCUCAAUCGUGUCGUCGUCAUGCGCAUGUCGCACCCUCAUCUGCGCAUGGGUUUUGGCUCAGAUUCACUGCCCUGCUUCUCGGGCUCCUUUCACUGCACAUGUGUUUUCAUGCCGGCGCCUGCGCCUGCAGCUGUGCCUGUGCCUGUGUCGCAGUCCACCAGACGGACGCAUUUGUUCUCGAGGAUGUCGGCCAGCCUCCAGAGUUUGUAGGCUUUCUCGUGCCUCGUCAGUCAAAUGCUCUUGCCUGUUUUCUGCCCAGCGACAUCCAUUUUGGCGCUCACUGCUUGCCAGUCGCUCCUUCCCUCGCUUCGCUUCAUUUCCCUUGGGCAGUUGAUGUUCUACACCCCGCUUCUUUGCGCGACAGGACUUGA
Pochonia chlamydosporia 170 is the source of this 399-nucleotide messenger RNA. RefSeq lists its product as hypothetical. The transcript has a single exon. Lineage: Eukaryota; Fungi; Ascomycota; Sordariomycetes; Hypocreales; Clavicipitaceae. The record is from RefSeq and is a predicted model, not a curated record. Bases 1 to 399 code for a protein of 132 amino acids.